Molecule: messenger RNA, 1158 nt
Organism: Solanum tuberosum (potato)
Lineage: Eukaryota; Viridiplantae; Streptophyta; Magnoliopsida; Solanales; Solanaceae
Exons: 4
Coding region: 254-667 (137 amino acids)
Biological process (GO): DNA-templated transcription
Molecular function (GO): DNA-binding transcription factor activity; protein dimerization activity
Source: RefSeq, a predicted model, not a curated record
GCAGCAGCGUCGUGUCGGCUCUCCUUGCACUUGGAAAGCAACUUACUUGCGCUUCGCGUUGCUCCGGCGCUUUAAAGGGAGAAGCACUCCUGGGCCCGUGGAAGGCUCUGUUGAACAUUCUCAAAUAAUCAGAAACGGCUCUACUCAUGAGGAUGAUAUUGUCAUUAACGCAACAUUGCUUUCGAGUGCCCAGAGCUUUGUAGAACCGAACUUGACUGCUGCUGCUUUAUAUAGAGCAACACACGAUUCUCAUAUGGCAGCGGAUGAAGCAAUUGCCUUUAACAUGCCACUGCAACCUAAUUUAUUUGAAAAUGCAUCUGUUGAACCAUCUCCUGAUGCUGAGCACCCUUCCCAGCCACAAUCAUUAUGUUGGCCAGGUAAACGAGAUACAAUUGAGUCGGAGGUUCUGAGCUAUGGCAGAAAUGAUCAGGAAGAAGUGAAAUGCGAUGGUGAAGCAGUUGCAAGAUCACAUGCGUAUACUCAAAGGUUGCUUAAUAUCAUAAACCAGACACUAGCAUCUGUGGGAGUGGAUCCUUCACUGGCCGAUGUUAGAGUACAGCUUGAUAUCAGCAAAAAACCAAGCAGUGGAGCCACAACUACAACAUUAAGCAGUGAAGAGAACUAUGAUGGUGCUCCUAAAAGGCUUAGGACAGAAGGUAGUAUGUGAUUGUCAAUCUAGCAUGGUUCCACUCCUAAUUUUUCUGCAUCUUGUCAUUGUUUCGAUGGGGAGAUACUUGAAGUGGUUGGUCUCUGUGGAUGAGGUGGUGCACAAACAGCUUAUGGUUGUCCAGUUAGGUUUCCAUUUAAAUAUGAGAAGCUGCAUUGUCAUUCUUAAGGGUAUUUAGAUAGUCGACUUUGGAAAUUCUGUCAGUGUGAUGUGGUUAUGCCUAUCGAUUUGAGAUGCCUCCAUGGAUCUGGUUUCAUAGUUGAUAUUUAAACAGGGAAAUUUGAAGUUGUUUCAAAUGUCAGCAUGAAGAAUUUUAUGUACAUUACCAAAUCUUUUCCUUUUCAGUAUUUUGUGAUUAGUUCACUUAAACAGGAUGCUGGCUUUUCAAUUGUGUUUUCAGAAAUAAAAGUCAGCACUUGUAUCAUUGUGAAAAACUGAAAAUUUUGGUCUUUAAGUCGAAUCAACAACAUAAUGCAAGUAUUUACUGAUAA